UAGCGGCUACAGUGUUAGCUAUGGGCAGCUUCAUGGAAAACGCCUUCCCAGCUGGAGAUGAAAGCGACGCCAGCAAUGACGACUGGGACAUCGGAUGUACUUCGGAUAAAAAGUCCUCUCGUGUCAAGGAUCAGGAUGAUGAUGUACCACAUGUACAAGAUGAUGUGUCGAGGUUGAAAAGAGCCAUCAGUAAAGGAGACACUCAGACUGUCGAACAGCUGUUGGACAAAGGCAUGGACGUGGAGACCAGGCUCGGCUUUGAAUGGACUCCUCUGAUGUGUGCUGUCAAUGUGGCUGAUUACGACCUGACCAAACUGCUACUGGACAGAGGAGCCAGUGCCAACUUCAGCAAAGAUAAUUGGACGGUGCUCAUGGCCAGCUGCACAGCAUCUGCCAGUGAAGACAAAAUUGCUCGUUGUGUGGAGAUCUUGCUGUCCAGAAAUGCUGAUCCUAACAUGGUGGACAGGUCUCAAAUGACCUGCCUGAUGCUGGCAGCCAGGGACGGCUACAGUAAGGUCAUCAACCUGCUGGUCUCACAUGGGGCAGAAAUCAAUGCCCAGGAUAGCAAUGGAUACACGGCUUUGUCUCUAGCAGUGCAGUACGGCAGAGAGGAGGCGGUGCUGAAGCUCCUCCAGCUGGGAGCUGACAAAACAUUACGCACCAAGGCUGGCAAGAGCCCUGCAGACCUGGCUGCGACUUUCAAACACACACAGAUCGGCAGGAUCCUGGCCUCUUCAUCCCACAUCUCUACAGUCCAGGCCUUCAGCUCCAUGGAGGAGACCCUCUCAAAGUUCUUCAAGACCAACUCUGAACCGCCACCUUCUCAGGAAAGUGUAAACAAGCUUGAUGACCUUGAGCUCCUCCUACAUGGCCUCGAUCUCGGCUACCUCACUGACAUUAUGACGGAAAAUGACAUCACCUGGAGCUACCUGUUGACCAUGGAGAAGGAGGACCUGGAGAAGGUUGGUAUCAAAGACCCAGAGGACCAGCAGAAGGUGCUGAGUGCUGUGCGGCAGAUGCACCUGGACAAAGUGGACCUAGACACAAUCAGCCCACCAGGAGCCGAGGACAGUGGGAGUGAGGAGCUGCAUAACUUCCUGAUAAGUGUGAAGCAGCAGUGCUGCUACCUGACGGAGAUGAUUCAGGACGUCGUCAGCCGGUUUCCCCGCCAAACAUCUCAGCUGGUCUUCUCACUGGACCCGAAGAAGGAGGCUCAGGCCGUCUGCAACCAGCUGGUGGUCCAGACUACAGACCUGCAGAAGGAAGUCACCUGCCUCCACAGUCUGCUGUGUCAGAUGGAAGAGGCCGGAGAUUGCUGUCAGCUUCCUCAACCUGGUUCCCACGGCAACCGGAGGAUGCGGUCCCUGACCGGACUCACAGUGAGCACACUCGGAGCCACCUUCGUCUUCCUCCUUUACAAAGCGGCCAGUGGGAAGGGUUACCUGCAGAGAUGGUUGUGUUAAUCAUUAGUUAAUGAGCUCGUGAUAAUAAUUUGUUUUUGAUAACAGUAGGUGAUAAACUGGAUCACUGAGGGACUGAGAUGUCUCAGGAAAAGGUUUGACAGGACAGCGUUGUUAUUUUGCAGCUGUAACACUUGAUUUCCACUUUGCUCUGUCUUGUCUUUGAGUUACGUUCUGAAUUCUUUGUUU
Messenger RNA from Epinephelus moara (kelp grouper), 1649 nucleotides. RefSeq names its product ankyrin repeat, SAM and basic leucine zipper domain containing 1 (gene asz1). Gene Ontology annotation, molecular function: protein binding. The record is from RefSeq and is a predicted model, not a curated record. The transcript has 13 exons. NCBI's taxonomy places the organism in Eukaryota, Metazoa, Chordata, Actinopteri, Perciformes, Serranidae. Gene Ontology annotation, cellular component: pi-body. Gene Ontology annotation, biological process: piRNA processing. The coding region runs from base 21 to 1463 and encodes 480 amino acids.